Lolium rigidum is the source of this 1650-nucleotide messenger RNA. RefSeq names its product phospholipase A1-Ibeta2, chloroplastic-like. The transcript has a single exon. The coding region runs from base 1 to 1650 and encodes 549 amino acids. Lineage: Eukaryota; Viridiplantae; Streptophyta; Magnoliopsida; Poales; Poaceae. The record is from RefSeq and is a predicted model, not a curated record. Gene Ontology annotation, molecular function: glycerophospholipase activity. Gene Ontology annotation, biological process: lipid metabolic process.
AUGCUCUGCACUGCACACGCCCUCCAUCGACAACUACUCCACGUACAAGAGGAGUUGGUUUCUCCAGCCAUGUCCACCACCGCGGCUGUCGCGGCGCCACUCCGCCACAGCCGUCCGUCCCCGCUCAACCCAAACGUGACGGCAACCGCUACGACGGCCAGGCCCAGCUCCGUCAACACGCGGACGCACCUCGCCAACCUCGACCGCCUGCUUGUUCGGCCACCGCCGCUGCCGCUGCCGCUCCCACCCAAGAAGACACCGGCCGACGAGCCGCGGGUCCAAGUGGAUGCAAUCCCCGACGAUGAUCGCAGCGGCCGGGGCGGGCUCCUCAACGCGCUGAACCUGUCCACGUUCCUGCCGUUCACGCGCAAGCCCGCCACGGACGAGAUGUCCCCGCGAAGCCUGGCGCACAUGCAGCGCCUGCUGACGCUCUCCCCGCGGCCGUCACCGAGGAGCUCUAUCGCCGCCGAAUGGCGACGGUACCACGGCGAGGGCGCGUGGGUGGGCCUCGUCGACCCGCUCGACCAGAACCUCCGCCGCGAGGUCCUCCGGUACGGCGACUUCGUGCAGGCCGCGUACGCCGCGUUCCACUCCAUGCCGUCGUCGGCGUCGCACAGCCACUGCCAGCACCGCACCCUCGUGCUCCCGGAUCGGUCGUACCGGGCGACGCGCAGCCUGUUCGCCACGUCGUCCCUGUCCAUCCCGCCGUGGGCGCAGUGGCAGUCCGCACCCAAGUGGCUGACGCAGCGCUCCAGCUUCGUCGGCUACGUCGCAGUCUGCGAAAACGAACGCGAGGUGCGGCGUAUGGGCCGCCGCGACAUCAUCGUCGUGCUGCGCGGCACCGCCACGUGCCCUGAGUGGGCCGAGAACCUCCGCACCGGCCUCGUGCCGGUGUCGGACGACGGCGACGACGAUGCGUCAGCGCAGCAGCACGCGCCGAAGGUGGCGAAGGGGUUCCUGAGCCUGUACAAGACGGCCGGCGACCACGUGCCCAGCCUGUCGGACGCCAUUGUGGAGGAAGUGAGGCGCCUCGUGGAGGUGUAUAAGGGCGAGGAGCUCAGCGUCACGGUGGUGGGCCACAGCCUCGGCGCGUCGCUGGCCGUCCUCGCCGCCGACGAGCUCAGCGCGUGCCUGACCGCCGACGCGGAGAGCACAUGCACCGCCGCAGAUGGUCACCGCCCGCCACCCAUCGCCGUGGUGUCCUUCGGCGGCCCGAAGACCGGCAACCGCGCAUUCGCGGACCGGCUGCAGAAGGAGCGCGGGGUGAACGUGCUGCGCGUGGUGAACGCAGGCGACGUUGUGACUCGUGUUCCCGGGCUCGCGCCGCCGCCGACGAUGGCCGAUGGGUACGCGCACGCGGGCGGCGCGGAGCUGAGGUUGGACAGCCGCGACUCGCCGUGCCUGCGCCCGGACGCCGGCCCGGCGUGCUGCCACGACCUGGAGGCGUACCUGCACCUGCUGGACGGGUUCGCGGGGUCCGGCCGGCCGUUUCGCGCCGACGCGAGCCGCAGCGUGGCGGGGCUGCUGGCGUUCCAACGGUCCAACGUGAAACGCGCCUAUUUGGAGCGCGCCAGGGUGCUUGGGGUCGAGCCGGCCACGGCCAGCGGCGCCGGCGACAGGCAGUACGGAUACCUGGCCAGCCCCACGUGA